This is a messenger RNA of Oncorhynchus keta (chum salmon), 1715 nucleotides long. RefSeq names its product zinc-binding protein A33-like. Gene Ontology annotation, molecular function: zinc ion binding; protein binding. Lineage: Eukaryota; Metazoa; Chordata; Actinopteri; Salmoniformes; Salmonidae. The transcript is spliced from 6 exons. The record is from RefSeq and is a predicted model, not a curated record. The coding region runs from base 112 to 1512 and encodes 466 amino acids.
GUAUUGUUAGGGUGCAAAGUUCAGUGCAGGACUCGGCAGAAGGAUUUUACAUUAACACUGAUAUUCUAAACUGGUAAUCAUACAGGCCUUGUGCGAUGUGAUUUCCUUAAAAUGACGUCCAUAGUAUCUCUCCCAGAGGGGAAUCUCUCCUGUUCUGUGUGCCGUGACAUCUUCAAGGACCCGGUCAUCCUGUCAUGUAGACACGGCAUCUGUAAAGUCUGCUUGUUGGAACUGUGGAAACAUAACGAAGUGCUGGAAUGCCCUCUCUGUAGAAGAAGAUCAUCGCUGGAGCUUCCACUUGAUCUGAAUCUGAAGAGGCAGUGUGAGGCUGUCUUACAGGAGAGGAGUCGGGGAGAUACGACUGAGUCUGAGGUGCUCUGCAAUCUGCAUAAUGAGAAGCUUGAGCUCUUCUGUCUGGAGGAUAAACAGCUACUGUGUUUAAAGUGUAGGGCCUUAAAGAAAAACACCAACGACGGCCUUUGUCAGAUUGAUAAAGCUGCUAAGAAUUAUAAGGAGAAACUCCAGACUGCACUAAAAUCCUUACAGGGAAACCUGAAGGCCUUUAACAAAGUUAUACAAUCCUGUGAUCAAGCAGCAGAAAAUAUCAAGAGCCAGGCUCAGCACACAGAGAAGCAGAUUAAGAAGGAGUUUGAAAAGCUUCAUCAGUUUCUAAGAGAUGAAGAGGCAGAUAGUGUAGCUGCACUGCGGGAGGAAGAGGAGCAGAAGAAUAAGACGGUGAGGGAGAAGAUUGAAGAGAUGUGCAGAGAGAUAUCAUCACUGUCUGAAACAAUCAGAGCCAUAGAAGAGGAGCUGAGAGCUGAAGACAUCUCAUUCUUGCAGAACUACAAGGUCACAAUGAAAAGAACCCAGUACACAAUGCCGGAUCUAGAGAGGGUGUCAGGUCCACUUAUCAAUGUGGCAAAGCACCUGGGCAACCUGCAGUUCAAAGUCUGGGAGAGGAUGCAGGAGAUUGUUCAAUAUACUCCUGUGACUCUGGACCCCAAUACUGCCCAUCCGCGUCUCCGCCUGUCUGAAGAUCUGACCAGUGUGAGAGACAGUGAUGAUAUACAGUGGCUUCCUGUCAACCCAGAGAGGUUUGAUCACCUCCAGUUUGUCCUGGCCUCUGAGGGCUUUAACUCAGGGACACACAGCUGGCUUGUUGAGGUUGGGGAGAGUGAAAACUGGACCAUAGGUGUGAUCACAGACUCUGUCCAGAGGUCUGGAUUGAUAAAGAGUGGAUACUGGAGUGUCGGAUAUUACGAAGGUAAAUACUGGGCAUUAUGCCCACCUGUUCCACCCACUGAUAUCACAUUGAGACAGAAACCUAAGCAGAUCAGAGUGCAUCUGGACUGUGACAGAGGAAAGCUGUCAUUCUCGGACCCUGAUAAUAACACACGGCUACACGCGUUCACACAACAUUUCACAGAGAGAGUCUCUCCAUUUAUUGGUAAUUACUGUGAACUCCACUCUCUAAAGAUCUUACCACUGAAGGUCUCUGUAACAGUGGUUUAGCAGAGUUAGAUGGUACUGCAUCCGUCUAAACCAGUGAUGAAGUGCACUACAGGUAAUCAAUCUCAUUAUUAUAGAGAAAUAAUGUUUUCAAUGGAAUGGACCGUUUCACUUUUCCACUAUUGAGAAUCAAUACUGAUGUUUUUGGCUCAUUAACUAUUAGCAUAUUUGCCAACAUUCAUUUCUAAUAAACUGACUGAAUUCGC